UUCAGAAGCAGCACCAGCAGCAGCAGCAGCAGCGGAAGAAGAGGAACGAUGCUGGGUUUCGCUUGUGCGUCUCGCUUCCACCCUCCAAUUCCACAAGUUCCGUCGCCUCCUCUCGCAACCGCCCGCCGCAAUCUCGCCUUCCCAUCUUCCCUUUUCAGAGCCCCAGUCUCCACCCACGAAAACCCAUCAAGAUUCGCCGUCUUCGCCGGCGACGGCGACGUUCGCAACCAAGAACCGGGGAGCGUGGAGCGGCGAGAGAACGGGCCCGAUGGAGGAGCGGGGGGCGACGGCGGCGGCGACGGCGACGUGAAGAGCGAACGGCGGCGGCCGCCCGUGUUCAAUCUGAGGCUGGGGGAUCUGCUGGACCCGGACCCGGACAACAUCCUGGCGGUGGGGCUGACGGGUCUGCUGGCGUGGGCGAGCGUGCAGGUGCUGUGGCAGCUCUGCUUCAUCUCGGCCGCCAUCCUGGUGGCCGCCCUCAAGUACUCCUUCAUCGCCGCGCUGCUGCUUGUCAUCCUCAUCACCCUUCUGUGACCCGAGCGAGCGAGCGAGCAAAACUCAAGCGUCGUCCAAGGCAGAACUGUACAUCAUAAGUUCUCUUUGCUUGAUCUCUUUGCUUGUGUUACGACAGGAUCAUUAUGCAAAUCUAGGUUUGGAUGUUUGAGUCAAUGGGGGGGGGUCAACGAAAUUGGGCUGGCUUUUUGCCUUUGGAUGACAGAGCGAAACUCUGUGCCAUGGCUAACAGGUCUUCUUACCUCCACCGGUGAUCAGAGAUGCCUGUUUCGAAUUGGCACUUGCCCGCAAUCAUUACGAGUGGUUUCGAAAUCGAAAUGGAAGUUCUUUUAACAUCUCA
Molecule: messenger RNA, 853 nt
Organism: Syzygium oleosum
Lineage: Eukaryota; Viridiplantae; Streptophyta; Magnoliopsida; Myrtales; Myrtaceae
Exons: 1
Coding region: 49-534 (161 amino acids)
Source: RefSeq, a predicted model, not a curated record